Molecule: messenger RNA, 1602 nt
Organism: Clonostachys solani
Lineage: Eukaryota; Fungi; Ascomycota; Sordariomycetes; Hypocreales; Bionectriaceae
Source: the annotation of a GenBank genome assembly
AUGGUGUAUCGAGGGCCUAGCAGCGGCUGCUCGACCUGUCGAAGACGUCGCGUCAAGUGUGACGAAAAGACUCCAGGCUGUGGCAAUUGCCUCAAGUUAAGGGUUCAGUGUCCUGGGUAUAAAGAUGUCUUUGAGAGACGGCACCGAAGCGAAACACGCAAAGUCGUUGGGCGUAAUGGUGGACAUUCUGGCUGUAUCAACACACUUAGGCCGGAACGCAGCGAUACUGCCAAGGCUUCCCUCAAGGACCAACCAGAUUCGACAUCAUCGUUGAUCCUUUCUCCCUCUGAAAUCUUGUCACCACCGUUAGAUUCCGAAUAUCUUUCGCUGAGCUUUUUCUUCCAAGCAUACGGCUCCAACGGCGGCAAAGAUGGCACAUGCUCACUAUUCGCCAUUAUCCGGGACCUGUAUGCUGGAUGCACCCAACGUUCUCCUCUAUUCCUUGCUACAUGUGCACUUGCCAUUAAAAUCGCCGGGCUCUGGGGUCAACACGAUGUCAAUCCAGUGCCCGCACGUCGCCGCUACGCCGAGGCUGUCACGUGCGUAAAGGAGGCCAUCAAGGACCCAACCAAGAACAAAUCCAAUGAGCUACUCAUGGCUACAUUGAUUUUGGAAGUUUACGAUGAAAUUAAUGCGAAUUAUCAACACGGACCAAGAGCAAGUGUGCAUCUCUCAGGCUCCACGGCGCUAUUAACACAUAGGGGCGAGCUGAACUAUCGAGAUGAUGUGUCUCGGCGCAUAAUGCUCGCAGCGCGAAAUAAAAUAGCAGCUGAUGCGAUAUUAAACCGUCGGAAAAUUCCGGAAUUGCCCAUCUUGUUCCAACAAGCUGGAGAGCUGAUGCCGGCCAGCCCAGCACUCGAGGUGGAUAGGCUGGCCUUUCAGGUCUCCAAGUUGUCAAAUUCAAUGCGAUCAGAGAGUAAAACGAGCGUAGCAGUCGUUGGCGGAGCAGAAGACGAAAGACGCCUUUCUUUUCUAACCCAGGCUGCUGCACUCGCGGCUGACUGCACACGAUGGAUUAACAGUCUCCCAGACUAUUGGCACCCAGUGAAGUUGAAUGGCGAUGCAAUUGCCGAGACAAUCCAAGCGGCAGGAUUAUAUGACGGAUCGUGUGAUGUGUACAUCAAUUUCUCGGUUGCAGCGACGCGGAACUGGCAUCGCCUCAUCGAGCUCCAUGUUCUUCUACUUCUGUGCCAAUGCUGGGAAAACAUUGGCUCUCAACCCGCAUACAGCAUAGUAUUACGAGUACAGAACAUUGUGGCCGAGAUCUGUGCAAGCGUUCCAUACCAUAUUGGAGAUAUGAUGGAGCCAACAAGGCCCAUGGACGGCCCCACGAUUAAGUUUCCACAGACUUGGGUGCCAUCUUCAAAGCACGUGACACAUGAGUCGUUCCCUGAGUCAAUUCCCCAGCAUGAACGUCAAAUCGCUUCCUCGGGUGCCAUGGCCAUCUACCGUGUCUUGUCCACGGUCAUUUUGCUGGCUCAAGACGAAGGCCAGGCAGCCUCCAUCCCUUUGAAGCACAGCCAGAGACUCUGGAUUUCAGCACAGAUCUUGAGAUUGAAACGGCUGUUGAGGUUUCCAUGUUUGGGUCAAAUCCAGCAUUAA